Messenger RNA from Toxoplasma gondii ME49, 2461 nucleotides. RefSeq names its product Copper-exporting ATPase. The record is from RefSeq and is a predicted model, not a curated record. Gene Ontology annotation, molecular function: copper ion binding; P-type divalent copper transporter activity. Gene Ontology annotation, biological process: copper ion homeostasis. Gene Ontology annotation, cellular component: membrane. Bases 356 to 2461 code for a protein of 701 amino acids. The transcript is spliced from 7 exons. NCBI's taxonomy places the organism in Eukaryota, Apicomplexa, Conoidasida, Eucoccidiorida, Sarcocystidae.
AAAAUGCUGUCAUUCGAAACCUGCAGGACUUCUGAGUCUCCCUCCUCAGGCACGUACGUGCUGUCCCCGAUCGAAUGUUUCGUCUGCAACGCCUGCCGACGCCUCUGUGGCAUCUCCCUCGCCUUUUCCUAAACCGCCUGCUCAUACCGAGGAAACACAUUUGUCUGCAGAAAUUCAUUCCCAGCACCCGGCUGUUGCUCGUCCACCUCUUACCCCUCCUCUUAAUCCUCCUCCGUUUCCUCUUUCUCCUGGCCGUGACAGGGAUGGUGGUACCACGUCUGCGACGCUUCCCUCUCCGUCCGAUGAAACGUCACCUUUCCUCGACUUGGAGGUCUGGCGUAUCUCGGUUGCCGGAAUGACGUGUGCGUCGUGCUCAGGAGUCGUCGAGCGCCAGCUGAUGUUGACACCCGGGGUACACGAAGUAGCUGUCGACUUAGUGGGUGGCUGUGCGUCGGUGACUUUUGAUCCCCAGGUCCUGACGACGCAGACGGUCUGCAAAGCGAUCCGGAAACUCGGAUUCCAGAGCUCUCCUCUGUCUUUCCAGAAACGCGUGCAGAAACGAAGAUCCUCAGUGGCCCACUGCACACCUUGCGGAGCAUCCGACGGACGAGGAAGCCGCGAGGCGGGGAACGACUCGCGGAGCUGUGGAGGGUUCGCGCCGGAAACAGUCGACAGCGACACAGGAGCAGACCGGCUAGAGCAGCGACUUUCCCGAGAUUCACAACUCGAAGAAAAUAGCAAAAGGGAGACUGCCAAGGCAGAGCGGGAGACAGACGACGCGGAAACAAAGCGUGACAGCAUCCAAGGGAACACGACGUGCCACCGGAAAGCAGAAGAACCUCGGGGAAAUGGACCUCUGAGGUUGGGUAGAGACGAACUUCACCGCAUCAAUGCUAGGAUCUGGGGGUGUGUGUCUUCAAGAGGAAAAAGCGUUGAAACAACAGAAUGGGAAGCGAAAGGGAAAAGAGAAGAGGGGCGUGAGAUGGGCGCGUUCUUGGAGGCGAAGGCGGGUUUGAGGACAUCCAGUUUCAGAACCACGACGCCAACUGGUAGGCCGCCGACAAGAGUUUCACUCCAGACGCGUUUCGAGAGCGGCGAGGAAAAGCAGGCAACCGCCUCGUUGGUCCUAAACAUUAAAGAAAACUUGGAAAACUUCUCUACCACUUCCUCCACGUCUGCUGUUUCGAUGGCACCGUGGAGUGACGAGCAGGACUUCCGCAAUUCGCAUUCUUGCCGAGAUCUAGAAGAAACAGUUGCCUUUUUGCGCAGGAAGGAAGGUGUUAUCGCCUGCUCUCGAAUUGAUGAAGGAGGAAACAGUGCCCUUCUUCACGUCUGCUACAGUCCUUCGCUUCUAGGCGCAAGGCAGAUUGUCGCCUUCGUCGCGGCACAGGGCUUCCUCGUUACCGUCCAAAAAGCGGAUCCUUUAAGAACCCAGGUCAUUUUCCAUGUUAGAUUCAUAAGGAAGAGGUUCGAGCCCAUCCCAGGCGUUGCACUCUCCAACAUUGUCAUGCUGGUGCUUACCAUUCCUGUUCAGUUUUUCUGGGGGGAUACCUUUCAGCAAGCUGCAGUCAAGGGGUGCAAAACGCGCUAUCCUACGAUGGACUGUCUUGUCGCUCUGAGCACGAAUCUUGCCUUUUUCUACUCGUGCUUUGCCCUCUUGUCGAGUUUUUUAUCCCGGCUGGUUUUCGCAAGCCACAUGGACGACUUUAAGAGGCAUUUCUCGACCGAUGCUGCAACCGGAACAAAGGAUUUUUGGGCGUCCACGCAAAACGACUUCUUCGUGCAUGCAGCUUCGGAAGCGGAAAACGACCCCCCCACGUGCUUCGACGCAUGCGCAACGCUCACCACGGUGUUGCUUAUUGGAAAGGUACUUCAUGCCUACAGAGAGAAGGACGAGGGAGAUAGCGUGGACCAAGACGUUCUUGCUGCUCUUGCGCUUCUCAUUAAGGGCAGUCGGGGCAGACGCUCGUCGCUCUCUUUUGCCUGUCAGCGUGGAACAUUUCAACUGGUGCAGAACAGAGUCACGGUUGUGCGCCUCACGAUUCGAAGAUUCUUGCUGCUUUUGAUUCGGACCCAGUUGCUGCAGCAGCGAGUGAAGGCGCAGGCUCUGAAGACCCUGGAUCGAUUGUUGGACAAACCUCCUGCAAAUGCUGUGCUGGUGGAAGCAGAGGCAAAGGGAAGCCUGUAUGGAAUCGAGGGCACGAAUCCUGAAACACUGCGAAAAGUGAAGAGAGAAAUUCCUGUCGAUCUCCUUCACAUCGGCGAUGUCAUCGAGAUCCUUCCUGGAGAGACCCUUCCUGCCGACGGCUUUCUCUUGAGUCCCUCUUGUGCAAGAGUAGACGAACAGCUGCUCACUGGAGAAGCCAAGUGUGUCUGCAAAUUCCGCGGCGACCAGUUGCUUGCUGGGUCGACGAAUCGUGCCUCGGAACCCAUUCUUUUGCACGUUCACAAAGUAGGCUAG